AUGUGUGUUAAAUAUAAGUAUCUUAUAUUUCUCUUUUCGCUUAUAUAUUCAAUUUUAGAGAUAUCUUCAAAAUUUGAAUUUACCAACGUCGAGUGCAAAUCAUUGGAUAAGAAUUUCGCCGAUUUUGAAUAUUGCUAUAUUAAAUCAGUGAAUCGGAGCUACAAAUAUCUUUCGCUGAAAGCUAACGUAUUUAAAAAGCCAAUUACUAAACUAAAGGUAAACGGGGCCCUUUUUAAACGUCUUAAUGGCUACAGGCCCUUCAUGUACAACGUCACUGUGGACGCCUGCAGAUUUAUGGAUAAUAAAAACUCAAACCCAGUGGCUGGUUACUUCUUUGAUUUUAUUAAACUAAACUCUAAUAUAAAUCACUCGUGUCCCUAUACGCAUGAUUUUAUAGUGGAUAAACUGAGUAUUGAUGAAGUUAACCAUCGAAUUACAAAUGUUUUGCCCUUCCCAGAAGGUGCUUACAUGGUGGAAACGCAUUGGAUUGCAUAUGAUAUUGAUCGAGUGGUCGUUAAAGUUUAUGGUACUCUGUCCUAA
Drosophila kikkawai is the source of this 540-nucleotide messenger RNA. RefSeq lists its product as uncharacterized. Lineage: Eukaryota; Metazoa; Arthropoda; Insecta; Diptera; Drosophilidae. The record is from RefSeq and is a predicted model, not a curated record.